AGUGUCUGCACGGUCUUUCUCUCUCUCUCUCUCUCUCUCUCUGCUUAGUUGAAAAGAAGUGUGGAGGGUAGGUUAACUUGUAAAUGAAGUGGUCGAAUACGUGACCGAAAUCUCAACAAGACCACCCAAUCUGCAAAUAUGUAACGGCCGGACUAAACCUUGGAUAAUAUUUCCGAAUGGAAAACAUGAAAUUCUCUACAAGAAGCACAAAGAAGCUGUGUUUUUACGCGGCGUUGUUGGUGUCGCUUACGAGCGACCUGGCAAUGGGAGCCUCGUUCUAUGGUGAUGGCUAUGUGCAGCUGAAGACAGUGGAGUCGUCGAACCGUAACUCCCUGCGUGUUCGUUUCCGUACCUCCAGCCCCCGCGGCCUGCUCUUCCUCGCUGCCGGCCACACAGACUACCUUCUAGUGGAGCUGAACGCUGGUCGCCUGCAGGUGAAGCUGGACCUGGGCUCUGGUGAGCGGUUGCUGAGAUCAGAGAGCAGCACCCAACUAAACGACCUGGCCUGGCACACUGCUGAGCUCCUCCACGACCGCCAUAAUGUCACCCUAACUAUGGACCAGUACUCCCACACCAGCCUCAGGAUGCCUGGGCACUGGUCUCAGAAGCAGGAUCUUACCAUCCAGGAUGGGCUGUACGUCGGCGGGUCUGGAGGCCUGGACAAGCUCUACCUACCCAAUGACCUAACAGGAUUCAGGGGGUGUGUGGAUCAGGCUGUUUUCAACGAGAACAACAUGUUAUCGUCCCUGAGACCGUACGCUGGAUUCAAGAGUGUCUAUGAGGUUUCUUUGGGCUGUAGUCCCCAGUUCUUUGCCGGCGAGGAGGAUCCUGUUAGUUUCUUUAGUUCAAGAGCGUAUGUCUCCCUGCCACCCUGGAACGUCUCCCACAACCAGCAAGAGGCGCUGUUUGAGUGUGUGGUUCACACAUCGGCUAAAGAGGGGAUUGUCUUGUACAACUCGGCCAGACAAGGGGACUUUGUGGCAGUUGAAAUCCAAGAGGGGCUGCUGGUGGCCAUCGUGGGUAAAGGAGGCACCAAGACAGAACUUAAAUCCCUCACCUUUGUCAAUGACAGGAACUGGCAUUCAGUGAAGAUGUUCUUUACCCCCAAGACCCUACAGCUGACAGUGGACAAGGAGACGGUGAAGACUAGCAUCAGCUCUCGCUCCAAGGGACUUCAGUUAAGAGGGUCGCUGUUUGUGGGGGGCAUUGAUGACAGCACACGUUCAGAAGUCAGGAAGAUGGGUCUGGUGUCUGUGUUGGGAAACAGAGUCCGAGGAGGUUCUUUUAAGGGCUGCCUGAAGGACAUGAAAGUCAAUGGGGUCAUGAUGGGUCUGCCUAAUGCUGUAGUCACUAAAGAUAUAUCAGUGGGCUGCGAGCCGGAGAAAGAACCAGAGCCCUCGACCACGAUGGGUCCAACUACUAUCCCGACUGUCCCCAACUCCCGGUUCGAUCCCACUUCGGUCACCCCUACCCCAGAAUUCCCUAUGUUCACUCUGGCCAGGGGGCUGGACAAGAAGUACGGGGCCAAUUUCGUGCUGCUCAGGAACCUUGUAGUCUCAGAGGGUGGGCGUGGGUCUCUAGAGUCCAAGCACAUCAAGGUGCUCCUGGACUUCAAGAAGCUUGGGGUACGCCAGUCUCAGAUCAUGUUCCGGAUCCAGGAGCAGCCGGUGCACGGUCAGAUACGAUUGGAUGUGGACCAGGACCAAGAGGAGAACAUCUUUAGCAUGCUGGACCUGUGGCACGGCAGGGUGAUGUACAUCCACGGAGGAUCAGAGGACCCAGAAGACUUUUUCACUUUCUCUAUAUUCUCUUCCUCCAGGAAGGAGGUUCCCACAUACCUGCAGGGGACGAGAAGGUACCGCUACAACAUCACAGUGACCCCCACCAAUGACGCCCCAGAGCUCAGCCUGCCCCAAGGGAACCUUUUCGUCCUGUUGGAGAAUUCUAGAAAACUCCUAACCAAAGAGGUGUUGAAAGCCACAGACAUUGACAGCAACCACACCGACCUGGUCUUCUCCAUCCUGGGGAACCUGAACCCUGACGCUGGUUAUCUGGAGGUGGGAGAUAACCCCGACACUGCAGUGACCACGUUCUCCCAUUCUGAUCUGGAGGAAGGGAAGGUGAACUAUGUCCACACUGGGGUGAGGAACUCCAGGAUCGUGCUGAGGGUCAGUGAUGGAGACAAGGUGAGCAACACGGUGGUUCUGAGGAUCAUGGCCAUAGGUUUGGAGUAUAAGAUCGCCAACAACACUGGGCUUGAGAUCAUUCAAGGUGAGGUAGCUGUGAUCAGUAACAAGCAACUGGCCAUUCAGACCAAUGCCGUGAAUCAAGUGGUGGACAUCCGAUAUGAUGUCGUCAAGCCACCUCAGUAUGGUGAGCUGCAGAGGCUUGACUCCAGCGGAGAAUGGAAGCCCACCGGUUCUUUCUCUCAAAGGCUGCUGGAGAAAGAACGCCUUCGGUACCUCAGCACUUUCCAAGAAAUCCAGACUGCCACUGCUACGGAUUACUUCAAAUGCAAGGUCACAGUAGCAGGAAGAGUUGACACUGAACUGGUCUUUCCAGUCACAGUGAAGUGGGUACAUUAUAACCUAGUCAGGAACGUAAUGGCCGAUAUUAAUAAAGUUCGGAAAGUGACGUUGGACUCACAGUAUCUUUAUGCCACAGUGGACAUUGUGACACUAUCCGAGGAUGAUCUUCACUUCAGAGUUCUCUCCUCGCCGAAGAAAGGACAACUUCUCCUUGUUCACGAGUUAUUGAAGAAAAAUUCAACUUUCAGCCAAAGAAAUGUCACUGAUCUAAAGGUUCUAUACGAACUGGUCGACAGACCAUACGAAGACACAAGUGACACGUUUAAAUUCCAAGUGUUCUCCAAGCAUGCUCAAUCACAAAGUUACGAUUUCCAGAUCUCAAUAAAAGCUGACGUCAACAGCGUAUUUAUAAGAAAUUACAAACUAUCUAUAAUGGAGGGAGAGAGUAAACUCAUCACAAAAGACGAGUUGUUUGCAGAGACUCUUAGCACCAAGGAGUUGUACUACACCGUUACAAGUAGCCCUAAACAUGGGAAGCUAGCACGCAUCAACCUGUCCAACUCUAACGCCAGUUACAACAACAUCCUAACGUUCAGCAACCAGGAUCUCUUGGAGGAGCGCGUCAUGUACAUUCACGACGACACAGAGACCACUCAGGAUCAGUUCACAUUCAUAGCCUCCACUAGUCAGGAGUCCAAAUCCUCCGUCACGGACGAGGAAGUCGGAUCCAAAGAAGGGACGUUUAACAUCUCCAUCCAGCUAGUUAACGACGAAAAGCCGGUGCGCGUUGUCGAUAAAGUUUUCCACGUGGUGAGGGAUGGGCAGCGGUUGCUCACCCUGGACGAUCUCUGUUACCAUGACGCAGACUCGGACUUCAGCGACGGGCAGUUGGUCUACACGCGCCGGGGAAUCCCAAUGGGAGACCUGGUUCUGGUGAACGACACCUCUCACAGGCUGUUCCAGUUCACCCAGAAGGAGCUGGAAGAGAAGAGAGUGUUGUUCCUCCAUCGAGGCGUGAACUCCGGACGCUUCGUGCUCUUCGUGUCCGACGGGAAACACUUAGUCUCCACUCUGCUGGACGUCAGCGCCCACGACCCUUUCCUGAGCCUCGGCAACAACACAGGUCUGUUGGUCCAGAAGGGAAAGGAAGUCACCUUAACCACCGGUAACUUCAGCGUCCUCACGAACCUCAAUGUCCGCGAUGACAGCGAAGUCACCUACAAGGUGUCCGAGCCUCCUAAGAACGGCUGGCUGUAUCGCCACGGAAACAUCUCAGUGGAGUUUACACAGCACGACCUGAAGAAGGGCCUCGUCUCGUAUCGUCAUGAUGACAGCAAGAACCUGGCGGAUUGGUUCAGUGUCACGGUUAAGGCUAAAGGUCACGCCCUGAAUGCCAGAAUCAACGUUAAGGCUUACCUGGAGAGCCAUCAGAGGCCCCCUAUUCUCCAGCACAACAACACCUUACUGGUGGAGGAGAGCAAACCUGUGAAGAUUGACGGGAGUAGACUGGAGGUGACCCACGAGGACAACCUGCCAUCUGAGAUUGUAUUUACAGUGAAGGUGGCUCCACUACACGGGUUCCUGCGGCGCUUCGUGGAGGCUGAGGAGCAGUAUGUUGGAACUGAACAGAUCCCCGUCCAGACCUUCUCCCAGGAAGACGUCAACGCUGGCAACAUCCAGUACAUGCAGACAACCCCCAGCCAGGUCAACGACACAUUCCUAUUGGACGUCUCUAACGGUGUCACAGAGGUCAACGGUAUCAGGAUAUCCGUGGACAUAAUCCCCCGCCUCAUCCCUCUCCAGGUGUCCAAUUUCACCCUGAGAGAGGGCGGGGCCAAGGCCUUGACACAGGAAGUGCUCAGGGUCACCAACCGACACUUCUCUGGCCUCAACUUCCUAUACAGUUUGACUGAGCCGCCGCAGAACGGAUAUGUUGAACAUUCACGUUACCCCGGUGUUCCUGUGCUGACUUUCACCAGACGCCAGGUGGAGCAGGAGUUAAUCUACUACAUACAUGACAGCAGUGAGACGUUAGAAGACAACUUCACUGUGGUGGCCAACGACACAGGCCUGAGGAAACAGAGCUCUCCCUGUAUCGUGUACAUCCAGGUCACAGCCGUCAACGACCAGCAUCCAGUCAUCACUGCCAACAGGGUUCUCAGGGUGUGGGUGGGGUCGGUCACAGAGAUCCGCUCUGAGGACCUGGAUGCCCAGGAUGAGGACACACCCCCUGAGGAGCUGCGGGUGAUAGUGACUCCGCCCUCUAAUGGCCACCUGGCGCUGAAGAGCGCCCUCACCAGGCCGAUCCUGAACUACACCCUGCAACACAUCUAUCUGGGACAGCUGCUGUUCGUCCACAGUGGUGCCAUGUCUGGAGGGUUCAACUUCCAAGUGAACGACGGAGUGAACUUUGCCCCCCGACAGAUCUUCAGCAUCACAGCCAGCGCCCUGGUCCUCAGCCUGGAGAUUAACAGACCUCUCAAAGUGUUCCCAGGCUCUACUACACCAAUCACCAAGGAGGACCUGCAGGCGUUGACCAAUGACAAGAGCGACACAUCCAACCGCACCAUUACCUUCAACGUGAUUCGUCGACCAAAACUAGGCAGACUGGUGACAGUGCUGGCCGAUAAUUUCACUGUUGACGUCUCUUCCUUCACACAGACCAUGGUGGACCAGCGGGAGAUUCUGUACAUCCAGAGUCUUGUGGCGUCGGUUGGCUGGUCCGCUAUGGACUCAAUGACCUUCUCAGUGUCCUCACCUCCAGCUUCCCUAGAGAACGAGACCUUCAGGAUGGACAUCUCCUACGAGAAUGCUGGACCCGACCGCAAGACUCUGCUCCUCGCUAACACAGGUGCUGUGGUGACCGAGGGUGACCACAUCGUCAUUGACAAGUCCAAGCUGGAUGCGUCAAACCUUAUGUCCAAGCUUCCCACACCCCAGCGCAGCUCUCACGAGAUCUGGUUCCAGGUAAAGUCUCUACCCCAGCACGGGGUCGUUGUGGUGGGAGAGAGGAACCUCACCGUGGAGAAACCCAACUUCUCCCAGUACAUCCUCAACAAGUAUGGCAUCACAUACCGGCACGACGACUCCGAGACACUCCACGACCACUUUGUCUUCGACACCUGGCUGAACCCCAAGGGUAAGCCGGCCCAGCGCCCUCUGGAAGACAGCCAGGUUCUGGAGGAGUGGUUCAACAUCACGGUGAUCCCAGUCAACGACCAACCGCCCGUUCUGAAGACCAAAGCCCCCAGCCUGAGCGUGGUGCAGGGGGACACAGUGGCCCUGGGGCCAGAGAACCUCAAUGUGGAAGACUUGGAUAACCCUUCAGAGGACAUCCAGUACACCGUCGUCAGCAAGCCCAACAACGGCUAUCUGGCCCUGGGAGGAAGCCUUAACGAGUCUGUGGUGUCCUUCACUCAGGCUCAGAUCAACAGUGGGAUGGUGUACUUUGUUCAUGAUGGAAGCCGAGCUUCUGGGGUGUUUUAUUUUAGUGUUUCCGAUGGCCAUCACAAACCGGUCUAUAAGCUCUUCAACCUCGAGGUGACGGAGAUCACCAUCUCCCUUGUCAACAACACUGGGCUGGCUCUGGAGCAGGGACAGACGUCUGUGGUUUUAACCCAGGAGAGUCUGGUGGCAGAGACCAAUGGAAAAAACACAACGGUUCACUACCGGAUCACCGCUGCGCCACGGUACGGCAAGAUCCUCCGGCUGGAUGACCAGGAGGUCAACCAGUUUGAGCAGGAGGACUUAAGGAUGGGUAGCUUGUUUUAUCACAUGACGACCCUCACGUCUGGUCAGGACAGCUUUGAGUUCACCGCGUUUACAUCGGAAGCUAACCUAACAAACCAGGUUGUCAACAUCACAGUUAAGCCCCUGGUCAGGUUUGGCAAAGGGGUGAGAAUACCCAAUGGCAUCGUGGUCAAACUCAACACUGGUUUCCUCAACGCAACUGAGCUGGCUUCUCUAUCCGUCAGAGACCCUUUCUUCGAGGUCGUCUCUCAUCCAAAGUAUGGAAAACUGGUCAGAGGAAAACCCAAAGCUGGUAAGAAAACCGAGCCACUGGGGUCUUUCUCCUUUCAGGAUGUGAAGCAGGAGAGGCUGUGCUUCGAGCUCAACGCUAACAUGACUGGAGUGCAGGAGCUGAACGACUCGUUGGUGUUCAUUCUGAAAGCGGAGAACGUCCCGCCUGCCAGGGGAGAGUUCCGGUUCACUAUCGUUCCGUAUGAUCCAUCGCUAGUUCUAACCACCAUGAGUCCCAUCCUGACCACCAGCAGUCCUUUCUCUCAGCCUCUUAACCAAACGACAGUGUUCGGUGUUGGGACGGCACUACCCUCCCUGUCCACCUCCCCCCUUUCCACACAGAGACCCAGCAAGACCCACCAGAAGUUCAAAGGUCGCAACCGCUGGGGGAACACCAACCGUAACGACUCGGCAGGUACAGAUACUACUCUGGGCAAGCCCACCCUGAGUAAAGGAGACGACAAUGAGAUUUCCUUUGUGAAUACACCGGUCCGAGUAGAGUCAUACCCACAGAAGUCUUCCAACCUAAUAUUGGUGAUCCUACCUCUCCUGGCCAUGCUCUUAUUGGUCAUCAUCCUGGUGGUGCUGGUUAUCCUGCUGCGACGCAACAGGAAGAGGAAACAGAAACCUGUCACCUCGAAGCCGCCACCCUCACCCUCGCCCUCUACCCCACCGGCCUAUAACGGCCAGUCGCAGAGGAGCGCGGCUGUUCCCACGGUAACGGUGACCCCACUGAGCCCCAGUAGCCCUGCCCUGGACAGGCUGCUUCCUUCAGCCAAUCAGGGCUUAGUUAGCAACUCCACAUCACUGCUACUUUGCUCGUGGAACGGUGUAGAUCCAGAGAGUUCAGCCCAGCUCAUUAGGACCACACCCCCCACUCUACAGCAGAACCAAUACUGGGUAUGACUCUGUAGCUGCUGCCAUCUAGGGGAGGGUGGGGAAGUGGACUGUCUACCCUGUACACUAACAUCCAUCCCCACCAACCCCACUCAUCGUUACACUGUAAACCAUGACACUACUGUACUAUUUGUUUUGUGAUAUAAUCAAAGCAUUUUCUACUGAAGCUAAGCACAAUCAGCACUGGGAAUUCCAACCACUAUCUCCACUUUGCAACAUAAUUAGUACUGGGAAUAACAACCACUAUCUCCACUUUGCAACAUAAUUAGUACUGGGAAUGACAACCACUAUUCCCACUUAACAACCUAAUAAGGAGCUUAGAACCGAAUGUGUCUUCUGUCUUUCUCACUCCCCCCCACCCCCCGCGUAGAAAUGUUGUUCCACCAUUUAUUAAAGAAGUAAUGCAAGUCUUGGCGAUAUAGGCUCUGACUUUCGGGGUUUUAGCUCAAAGCCCAAGCUAAGCGUCAAUAUAUAAGAUGACAUACAAGCAGUGAGCGUGGUUAAACGAUACCAAUCCCCCAGCAGGAGAACAGAAAAAGGAAGUGGAAACUCAAAACACAUGAACUAUAAAAGGCUGGCGAGGGAAGGACGGCUCAUAACUAGCAGUGAGUAUCACAGGCGGCUGGUGGCGCCUUAAUUAGGGAGGAUGGCUCAUAACAAUGGCUGGAAUGGAGUAAAUGGUAUCAACCACUCUGAAACUCUGUGUUUGAUUCCAUUCCGUUAACUUCGUUCCAGCCGUUAUGAGCCGUCCUCCCUGAUUAAGGCGCCACCAGCCGCCUGUGAUACUCACUGCUAGUAACCAUGUAUUCAUCCAAGAGAAAAUGAAAUGCACUAAAAUAACUUUGGAAUUGUAGGCUACUGCCCAUGACACCUUUAGACCUCUUCACUCACAACGGCCGGUGUGCAUUUCACCCCCUCUCUGCUCCAUGUCUCAAAGCCGUAGAGAAAAGAUCUCGCUUGUAAAGUAGUUGUUAUUUAGCUGAACAUUGAGAGUUGAAAAAUACAAAUUAUACCUACAGACAGCUGGGACCCUCCUCUCCUCAACAUGAACAAGGGGACGAAGCUUCCAAACUUGUUAUCCCGCAAUUGCAUUUAGAAAUGUCAUAUGAUCAGAACAUGUUUUUCUCUCGAGCGCAUGAGGGGAUAGGUAGCCUAGUGGUUAGAGAGUUGGUUCCCCGGUAGGCUGGCAUUGUAAAUAAAAAUGUGUUCUUAACUGACUUGCCUAGUUAAAUAAAAGUUAAAUAAAACGAUAGGAGAGUGGCUCGCUCAUCACAGUAGCAGGCCCCCAGCGAGGAUAGAGCGGCAGGGAAGACACUUUCAUUACAGGAGUCAUGAGGAUAACGCACUUUACUGUUUGACCAAAUCAUGGUUUUAGCCACACAAAAUAGGACGUUAUGAGUCAGGUGACAACGUAGAAUGUGCUCUUUCUACAUUCAUAGGCUCCCUUUUCAUUUUUAUGAUCCAUGAUAUCGGCUAACUGAUGAUGGAGUCGGCGUAGGUCUCUUUGACGAUGCCGCGUUGACUUUCAAUGUGAGUUUGAGUGUAACCCUAACCCUCAUCUCAGCCUGAGGAAACUGGGUCGUUGCCCACUGAUCACAGCCUGAGGAAACUGGGCCUCUGUCCACUGAUCACAGCCUGAGGAAACUGGGCCUCUGUCCACUGAUCACAGCCUGAGGAAACUGGGCCUCUGUCCACUGAUCUCAGCCUGAGGAAACCGGGCCGUUGCCCACUGAUCUCAGCCUGAGGAAACCGGGCCGUUGCCCACUGAUCUCAGCCUGAGGAAACUGGGCCUCUUUCCGCUGAUCACAGCCUGAGGAAGCCGGACCGCUGCCCACUGAUCUCAGCCAGAGGAAACCGGGCCGUUGCCCACUGACCUCAGCCUGAGGAAACCGGGCCUAUUUCCGCUGAUCAGCCAAAUGCUAAUUUCUAGUAUAACAGAGAAAUUGCGAAAAAAAAUAUAGAUUUUGAAAAAAAUCUUACAGGCCCAUUGGCCACCGGCCAUGUCAACUUCUCUAUUGUCUUAUUUGUAUAUAUACAGUAUAUGAAAACAAAAAAAAUGGUGUGUCAAUUUCUACCACCCCACCCAACUAAAGAUGCCCAUCUGGCAUUUGCCAGAAUUGCCAGAUGGCCAAUUCGCCCCUAUUAUAGCAUUACUUUUGGUACGUUGUGGUACUCACCUUAGACCAGUGGGAGAAGUGCAUGCAUAUAUUCAUGGUUUCCUGAUUUCUUGUGAUCAAGGCAUGUCGCCUUACCACUCUAUUGUAUUGGUGUAUAUAUUUAAUUUUAUGGUAUUUUAUAUAUUAAAACCCUAAAUUCUUCCUACAGUGUAUGUAUAAUACUUAUUUCAAGCCAUAGUGGAAGAUCCCUGUGUACCCUGGUACUGCUGUCAUAAAUGUUACUGCAACCCUUAAGGUUUAGGGUUUUGUUACACUGUAAAACCAGAUAGUGUCAAAUCUACCCCUUGAAAGAAAACACCUCUUUAAAAUAGGCUACAUGCCAAAUGGUACUUUUCAUUAUUUUACAUUUCGACACUGAACAACAAUAUAAAAACGCAAACAUGUAAAGUGUUGGUCCUGUGUUUCAUGAACUAAAAGGAUCCCACUAAUGUUUCAAUAUGUAAUAAAAGCUUGUUUCUCACAUUUUGAAAUGU
Messenger RNA from Oncorhynchus mykiss (rainbow trout), 10095 nucleotides. It is a transcript of the gene cspg4ba, whose product is annotated as chondroitin sulfate proteoglycan 4ba. The record is from RefSeq and is a predicted model, not a curated record. NCBI's taxonomy places the organism in Eukaryota, Metazoa, Chordata, Actinopteri, Salmoniformes, Salmonidae. Gene Ontology annotation, biological process: anatomical structure morphogenesis.